Rasamsonia emersonii CBS 393.64 is the source of this 1317-nucleotide messenger RNA. RefSeq names its product Adenylosuccinate lyase. Gene Ontology annotation, molecular function: N6-(1,2-dicarboxyethyl)AMP AMP-lyase (fumarate-forming) activity; (S)-2-(5-amino-1-(5-phospho-D-ribosyl)imidazole-4-carboxamido) succinate lyase (fumarate-forming) activity. Gene Ontology annotation, cellular component: cytosol. The record is from RefSeq and is a predicted model, not a curated record. NCBI's taxonomy places the organism in Eukaryota, Fungi, Ascomycota, Eurotiomycetes, Eurotiales, Trichocomaceae. Bases 1 to 1317 code for a protein of 438 amino acids. Gene Ontology annotation, biological process: 'de novo' AMP biosynthetic process. The transcript has 8 exons.
AUGUCGCGCUACGACAACUAUGAGACGCCGUUGGCGUCGCGCUAUGCCAAAAAGGAGCUUGGCAUCGACAAGAUCACCGAUGAGAUGAUCGAGCAGAUGAAGGCGAAGGUGGUCGUGAGCGACGAAGCAUUCGACGUUGCUCGGGCUGAGGAGAAGCUGAGACGCCAUGAUGUGAUGGCACAUGUCCAUGCAGUAACCGACAAUACGGAGUUGAUAUUCAUGCGUGAUGCCCUGGACCUGAUCCUCCCGAAGCUGGCAAAGGUGAUCCAUAAUCUCAAGGAGUUCGCCCUCAAGUACAAAGAUCUCCCGACUCUCGGCUUCACACAUGCGCAGCCAGCCCAAUGCAUUUCUGUGGGAAAGCGAGCUGCCCAGUGGAUUCAGGAACUCGUCAUGGAUCUGGAGGACAUUGAGCAUGUCCGUGCUGGACUUAAAUUUAGAGGAGCUCAGGGCACGACGGGAACACAAGCCUCCUUCAUGGAGAUCUUCAACAAUGAUUCGCCUAAGAUUGACAAGCUCAACGAGAUUCUCUGCGAGAAGGCUGGGUUCCCUGGUUGCUAUGAUAUUUCCACCCAGACAUACACCCGAAAGGUCGACUUAAGGGUGGCGAAUGCGUUGUGCUCUUUUGGUGCAACUGCUCAGCGCAUUGCCUGCGACAUCCGCCACCUUGCGCACAUGAAGGAGAUCGAGGAACCAUUUGAGGCUACUCAAAUCGGAAGUUCCGCAAUGGCCUACAAACGGAACCCAAUGCGCAGUGAGCGCAUCACCAGUCUAGGCCGCAAGCUGGCGAGCCUUAACGUCAAUUUCUCCAACACCUUUGUCAACCAGUGGUUCGAAAGGACGCUCGACGACAGCGCGAUUCGCCGCAUCGAUAUUCCCGAGAUGUUCCUGCUGACUGAUGCCAUCCUGAUUAGUCUUGACAAUGUCACGAACGGCCUGGUUGUCUACCCAGCCACGAUCCGCGCCCACCUGAUGCAGGAGCUGCCUUUCAUGGCCACGGAGAACAUCAUCAUGAAGAUGGUCAGCAAGGGCGCCUCUCGACAGGAGGCCCACGAGCAGAUCCGCGUGCUAUCGCACCAGGCCAGCUAUGCCGUCAAGAUGGAGGGCAAGCCAAAUGAUCUGAUCGAGCGGAUCAAGAAGACAGAGUACUUCAAGCCCGUGUGGUCAGAGAUCGACGCUAUGCUCGACCCGAAGCUGUUCAUUGGCCGGUCGGCUGAGAUUGUGGAGCGAUACUGCGGCCAGGGCGGAGUGGUCGAGCAGAAGCUGGCCAAGUACAUGGACUACAUCAAGUCCAGCGCGACGGCUGAGUUGUCCGUUUGA